Lontra canadensis (Northern American river otter) is the source of this 1433-nucleotide messenger RNA. It is a transcript of the gene PPP1R3E, whose product is annotated as protein phosphatase 1 regulatory subunit 3E. The record is from RefSeq and is a predicted model, not a curated record. Lineage: Eukaryota; Metazoa; Chordata; Mammalia; Carnivora; Mustelidae. Bases 194 to 1033 code for a protein of 279 amino acids. Gene Ontology annotation, cellular component: protein phosphatase type 1 complex. The transcript is spliced from 3 exons. Gene Ontology annotation, molecular function: protein phosphatase 1 binding; glycogen binding. Gene Ontology annotation, biological process: regulation of glycogen biosynthetic process.
GGGGGGUAGGUUGGAGGGGAAGGUAGUCACGGAGGGGUGACAGCUACAGGAGGUGGAGGAUCCUGGAGGUAACAGCAAGGAGAGUACGCAACGGCGAGGGGCGGCUUCUGCGCCGACGCCGGGAGGUCAAGCCAGAGGAAAGCAGGGGAACGCUGCGGCGUUGCGGGCUUGCCCCGCCCGGGCGGGGGGUGCCAUGUCUCGAGAGCGGCCCCCCCGCACCGACAUCCCCCGCAACCUGAGCUUCAUAGCCGCAUUAACAGAGCGUGCCUACUACCGCAGCCAGCGGCCCAGCCUCGAGGAGGAGCCGGAGGUGGAGCCAGGCGAGGGUGGGACGCGCCUUGGGGCCCGAUCCCGCGCUCACGCUCCGAGUCGGGGUCGCCGGGCCCUUUCUGCACCUGCCGGAGGCGGCGGGGUCCGGGCGCCCCGCAGCCGCAGCCCGGACACCCGUAAGAGAGUGCGUUUCGCCGACGCGCUUGGGCUGGAGCUGGCCGCGGUGCGCCGCUUCCGCCCCGGAGAGCUGCCCCGGGUGCCCCGCCACGUGCAAAUCCAGCUGCAGAGGGACGCCCUCCGCCACUUCGGGCCGUGCCAGCCUCGCGCCCGCGGCCUCCAGGAGGCGCGCGCCGCCCUGGAGCCGGCCAGCGAGCCCGACUUUGCCGCCCGCUUGCAGGCGCAGCGCAUCUGCCUGGAACGCGCCGAGGCGGGCCCGCUGGGCGUGGCCGGGAGCGCGCGCGUGCUGGACCUGGCGUACGAGAAGCGCGUGAGCGUGCGCUGGAGUGCCGACGGCUGGCGGAGCCAACGCGAGGCACCCGCCUUGUACGCCGGCCCGGCACCGCCCCCGCCGCGCGCAGACCGCUUCGCAUUCCGCCUUCCCGCGCCACCCAUUGGGGGCGCCCUGCUUUUCGCCCUGCGCUACCGCGUGACCGGCCACGAGUUCUGGGACAACAACGGCGGCCGUGACUAUGCUCUACGAGGGCCCGAGCAUCCCGGGAGUGGCGGAAACCCGGAGCCCCAGGGAUGGAUCCACUUUAUCUGAGACGCCUGGGUCGACGGCGGGAAAACCAAAGAAGGGGUGGAGAACCUACUUCCUUUUCUCCAAGACCAUGAUUCAUCCACCUUCCUCCCUCAGGCUCCUUCUUGACAGUCUUCUAGAAGGGAGAAGAGGGAAAAGAAGCAGUUCCUGAUGCAGAUGAACAGCCGCUCCCAGGUAAACCAGCUCCCCCACACCCUUUUCUAUCUAUUACUAGUUUCUCAAAAAUGUGUGAAUCCCCCUCUUAUGACCGAGUCAGAGAGUGCAUGCAUACAUGCCCAUACAUGCAUUCGGAACAGAGUAUGGGGCAUGUUACCAGGCCCCUCCUUUCCAAAGCUUUAGUCCUUUGAAGGAAGAUGGCCAAAAGAGAGGAACCCCGAGUCGCCCCUCAAAGAAGUGCCGGUUU